Messenger RNA from Folsomia candida, 1663 nucleotides. RefSeq names its product TATA-box-binding protein (gene Tbp). Lineage: Eukaryota; Metazoa; Arthropoda; Collembola; Entomobryomorpha; Isotomidae. Bases 400 to 1305 code for a protein of 301 amino acids. Gene Ontology annotation, biological process: DNA-templated transcription initiation. The transcript has 7 exons. Gene Ontology annotation, molecular function: RNA polymerase II general transcription initiation factor activity; DNA binding. The record is from RefSeq and is a predicted model, not a curated record.
CGUAAACCUGAUUUGAAAUCUACUCUGCACAAAACCAAGUUUGUUGUCAACCAAGUUUGUUGUUCAAAAGACAAAGCUAAUUUUUAUGUAUUUCCGGAAUUUUAAAUUCGUCAAGCUGAAAUUUUCAUAAAGACGAACACUGAUGGAGGACUGGAAGUGUUUGUGGUAUAAAUAGUUUGCACUCUUGAAUGGAGCGCACCAGUUAUUUUAUUUAUGCAGCACGUUUAUUAAGAGGAGGGAUUCACGUAUUUAGGAACAACAAUAACAUUUCUGAAGGAAAGUAGAGAGGGUUCUACUAACUAGACAUUGUUGCAGAAACUGCAAAUUGGAACUUACGACAACCUUUGCUGCCGACGAUUUGUCAUUUUACGCCGGUUGUGAGAAGAUACAUAUUUCAAGAUGGACCAGAUGCUCCCAAGUCCUGGGAUCUUCAACAUCCCCUCCAUCGGCACACCUCUUCAUCAGCCAGAAGAAGACCUCAUCCUCCCCUCCGCUCAACAGCAACAACAUGCCAUCGGUAAUAGUGGACAUAGUCAGACUCCGGUCACUCCCAUGGGGCUUGGAGGAAGUUCAAGUGUGAUUUCUUACUCAUCGGGCCUUCACUCUUUGGGCGGCCCGCACAGCCUUAUGCAACCUCAGACACCGCAAAACCUCCUUUCUCCGGCAAUCGAACCAAGUGGAUCAGUAUAUUUACAGCAGCCGAUGAGUGUUCCGAUGAGCAUGGGUGCCUACGGACAACCAGCCACACCUUCCUCAGCAGACCCUGGCAUUGUACCACAAUUACAAAAUAUAGUUUCCACUGUAAAUCUUGGGUGUAAAUUGGAUCUCAAAAAGAUUGCCCUGCACGCACGAAAUGCCGAGUACAAUCCAAAGCGUUUUGCCGCUGUCAUCAUGCGUAUACGAGAACCGAGAACAACAGCUCUGAUCUUUAGUUCUGGGAAGAUGGUAUGCACGGGAGCCAAGAGUGAAGAAGACUCUCGCUUAGCAGCUAGAAAAUAUGCCAGAAUCGUCCAAAAACUUGGAUUUCAUGCGAAAUUUUUAGAAUUUAAGAUUCAAAAUAUGGUUGGCAGUUGUGAUGUAAAGUUUCCAAUCCGGUUAGAAGGACUUGUUCUCACACAUAGUCAGUUUAGCAGUUAUGAGCCCGAAUUAUUCCCUGGAUUAAUUUAUCGAAUGGUAAAACCCAGAAUUGUACUUUUGAUAUUUGUGUCCGGUAAAGUGGUACUCACAGGUGCUAAAGUGAGACAAGAAAUUUACGAAGCGUUUGAAAAUAUAUAUCCCAUCCUAAAGAGCUUUAAGAAGCAGUAAACAAGCAAACGCAAUGACUGAAAUCACUAAAAAAAAGUUUGCAUCACAAUUCUCCUUCAAACUCUUUAUUAACAGCUUAAUAGUUCAACGGCUUGUUCACUCCUCAUUUUUUUAAAGUGAAAUGUUCAAUAUUUAAUUGAUUAAUCCCAUUUUGACUUUGUAACAUCAAUGAUGCUGCAUAAUAUUCCAAAUAUAGAUUGAUGGUAUGAUUCUUUCAUGCUACAUAUGUUAUACAGUUGUAAGAUAAUCCAUGUAUUUAUUAGAUCUAACCUGUUUGUAGACAGUUUUAAUGCAUGCAUAAACAGGACAAGUUUUAUAUCUGAGUUGUUAAAUAAAUAAAUAAUUCAUAGUUUUAUUA